This is a messenger RNA of Saccostrea cuccullata (small rock oyster), 1149 nucleotides long. RefSeq lists its product as uncharacterized. Bases 91 to 1149 code for a protein of 352 amino acids. The record is from RefSeq and is a predicted model, not a curated record. The transcript is spliced from 2 exons. NCBI's taxonomy places the organism in Eukaryota, Metazoa, Mollusca, Bivalvia, Ostreida, Ostreidae.
AUUGGCUGUACGAACACUUGGGGGAGGGAUAAAGUAUCGUUUUAUCGUUUACCCGCCAUAAUUACAAACCAAGGUGAGAAAACACAGGAAAUGUCCGAGAGACGGAGGAGAUUAUGGCUUUCACGUAUUAGCAGGGCAGAUUUGACACCAUCGUCUUACCCCUAUGUACGAGUCUGUUCCGACCAUUUUGAAUCAGGAAAGCCAGCACCACUCUAUAGAGAGGCAGACCUUGACUGGGGGCCAUCUGUAAACCUUGGACACCAGAAAGUACUGGCCACGCCCACAUUAACAAGAGGAAAGAGACUGAAAGAGAGGAAAGGGCGCAUUAAGUGUGUGGAAGCUGCUAAGUCCUUGAUAUCUUUGUUCGACGCCCGGGAAUCUGAACUCUGUGAAGAGGCUUGUGUCGGUGUAGAUUCAACCAGUUCUACCAGUGCUUCUGAUUCAGAUGUGACAGAAUCCGAGACCGACAUCGGGAAAUGCACCCAAACAGACUUAACUAGUGAUGUUAUAGGUGCUAUGAACUCUGAACUUAACCGUUUGACAGUUGAAAAUAUCCAGCUGAGGGAGAAACUAGCCAGUGUUACCAUAUCAGAAGACACAUUUAAGGACGAUGAUGAGAAAGUUAAGCUAUUUACAGGACUUCCGGCAUUUUCUGUUUUGAUGACUUUGUUUUCAUUUAUUGAGUCUGCAAUCCCCCAGGGAAAGCAGAGUUUUCUGUCAAAGUUCCAGAAACUAGUGAUGGUUUUAAUGCGUUUAAAACUCAAUUUGCCAGUGAGUUAUUUGGCUGAGAAGUUCCGGUUAUCAUCAGGAAGUAUAUCUAGGAUCUUUCUUUCUACAUUGCAUGUCCUACAUUGCAAACUCCAUCCCUUGAUUUACUGGCCAACCCAGGAUGAACGAAGAUUAACAAUGCCCAUGGGGUUCAGAAAGCAUUUUGGACUUAAAGUGGCCAUAAUUAUUGACUGCUUUGAACUUUUCAUUGAAAGGCCUUCCAAUUUAGAAGCCCGUGCACAAACCUGGUCAUCAUAUAAGCACCAUAAUACCGUCAAGUUUUUAAUUGGGAUAUCACCACAGGGAGUCAUAUCCUUCAUCAGUAAAGGGUACGGUGGCCGGUCAUAUGACAAACAUAUUAUAGAGACUGUGAAUUGCUAG